AGGAAAGGAAAGGAAAAAGAGGAGUUUUUAAGUUUUAUUAUUACUUUUUAAUUUUCAGAUUUUUGUUAUGGUUUUUGUUUUUUACUUCUUCGAGCCGGAGGGUUUGGUGAGUUUGGUUUCUUUGCUGUGAUAUAAAACCAUACUUUGUGUCGACUCUCAGAAAAAAUAAUCAUUCUUUCAGCCACCUUAUCUCUCUUAUCUGUGUCUCUCUUCAUGUUCUCCUCUUGAAAAACCAAGCUCAAGCUUUUGGGUUUUUCUCAAGGACCUAAGAGAGACAUGGAGGGUGUUCUAAAGGCAAAAGGGCUUCUCUCUCUGCCCUCAAACCCCAAACCCAGGGUUUUAUCCUCAUCACAGGGCUUGAAGCAUAGAUUUCUGACCACUAAACCUAAAACCUUUGGUGGGUUUUCUCUAUCCUCGAAUGGGUUCCAAAAAUUAAAUGGGUUUGUCUCAAAAACUCAUGGUUUUGGCCAAAAAGAGAGGAACUUGUUUAUCUGCAGGGCUGAGGCUGCGGCGGCAGCUGACGGGCAGCCACUGUUUGGUGAGCCAGAAAUCGAGAAGCCGAAGAUUUUGGGUGUUGAGGUUACGACGUUGAAGAAGAUUGUACCGCUUGGGUUGAUGUUCUUUUGUAUUCUUUUCAACUAUACAAUCCUGAGAGACACAAAGGAUGUAUUGGUUGUGACAGCCAAGGGGAGUAGUGCAGAGAUUAUACCAUUUCUCAAAACGUGGGUGAACUUGCCUAUGGCUAUUGGGUUCAUGUUGUUGUACACCAAAUUGGCUAACGUGUUGUCUAAACAGGCUCUCUUCUAUUCUGUUAUUCUCCCUUUCAUCGCCUUCUUUGGGGCAUUUGGGUUUUUCCUGUAUCCUCUCAGCAGUCAUAUCCAUCCCGAGGCGUUUGCUGAUAAGCUUCUCGGGAUACUUGGCCCAAGGUUCCUCGGUCCCCUUGCUAUUAUGAGGAUCUGGAGCUUCUGUUUGUUCUAUGUCAUGGCUGAACUUUGGGGUAGUGUGGUGAUUUCAGUUCUGUUUUGGGGCUUUGCCAAUCAGAUAACUACUGUUGACGAAGCAAAACAAUUUUAUCCCCUUUUCGGUCUCGGGGCAAAUGUUGCUCUUAUAUUCUCAGGUCGAACAGUGAAGUAUUUCUCACAAAUGAGGCAAAAUUUGGGCCCUGGUGUUGAUGGUUGGGCCAUCUCCCUAAAAGGAAUGAUGAGCAUUGUGGUGUUGUUCGGCUUUACAAUCUGUUUCCUCUACUGGUGGGUGAACAGUUAUGUUCCUCUUCCAACCCGUAGUAAGAAGAAGAAGGAAAAGCCCAAAAUGGGUACAAUGGAGAGCUUGAAAUUCUUGGUUUCUUCAAGAUACAUUAGGGAUCUUGCCACUUUGGUGGUUGCAUAUGGUAUUAGCAUCAACCUUGUGGAGGUUACAUGGAAAUCUAAGCUGAAAGCUCAGUUUCCAAGCCCAAAUGAAUACUCUUCCUUUAUGGGUGACUUCUCAACUGCCACUGGAAUAGCAACUUUCACGAUGAUGCUUCUGAGCCAAUAUAUAUUUAACAAAUAUGGAUGGGGAGUUGCUGCCAAGAUCACACCCACAGUUCUGCUUCUGACAGGAGUUGGUUUCUUUUCCCUGUUAUUAUUUGGGGAUCCAUUUGCCCCUGCUCUUUUGAAGUUUGGGAUGACUCCUCUUCUUGCAGCUGUGUAUGUGGGUGCCUUGCAAAACAUUUUCAGCAAGAGUGCCAAGUACAGCUUAUUUGACCCUUGCAAAGAGAUGGCCUAUAUUCCCUUAGAUGAGGAAACCAAGGUUAAAGGGAAGGCAGCCAUUGAUGUUGUCUGCAACCCAUUGGGGAAGUCUGGCGGUGCUCUGAUACAGCAGUUUAUGAUCUUAACCUUCGGGUCACUCGCGAAUUCAACUCCUUACCUAGGAGGGAUACUUCUGGUGAUUGUUCUUGCUUGGUUAGGAGCAGCCAAGUCUUUGGAUACCCAGUUUACCGCAUUGCGUCAGGAGGAAGAGCUGGAGAAGGAGAUGGAAAGAGCGGCCGUCAAGAUCCCAGUUGUGGCUGAAAACUCAACUGGGAAUGGCUCUCUUGCAAGUGGCUCAGCACUGAAUCCAACGGCCAGUGACUCCGCAGGCAGUUCAUCUGAAACCUCAACCCCCCAAAAUAUUUGAUAAGUUCUCUUCCGUCAGGUUGUUGAACAGGAAGAUUAAGUGGAACACAGAUGAGAACCAGUGUUAGGUGAAUCAUUGGUUGUAGAAUAUCUCUCUACACAUAAAAUAAGUAUGUUACUGAAUGUUUUUGACGUCCAGUUUUCCAUAUUUAAUGGGCUUACAAUCUGUUUAGGUUUUAAGUUUCUCUACUUGGGUAGAAUUUGUUUGGUAUUUUUACAAAAAACUUGUUGCUGCAAAUUUAUAAUGGAUGAUAGCUUGCACUGGGGGUUACUUCCACGCAA
Molecule: messenger RNA, 2435 nt
Organism: Alnus glutinosa
Lineage: Eukaryota; Viridiplantae; Streptophyta; Magnoliopsida; Fagales; Betulaceae
Product: plastidic ATP/ADP-transporter
Exons: 5
Coding region: 277-2154 (625 amino acids)
Biological process (GO): nucleotide transport
Cellular component (GO): membrane
Molecular function (GO): ATP:ADP antiporter activity
Source: RefSeq, a predicted model, not a curated record